AUGCUUAGACUUGUGCAGAGAUUCCUGAGAACUGACUGACAGACUUUGAGAGUAUGCCUUAUUUAGAGAAACUUAAUAGAGAGUUGCGAUUUGAAGAAACCAUCAAACUCUAUGAAGAUUUGCCUGGAAAACUCAAAGAUGACCCUAGCAUAAGAAAUCAAUAUCUCCAUGCCAAGUCUGUAUUAAAUCUCAUAGAUUCCCAUAAACCUCCAGAAAAAAGCGCUCACACUCCCCGUUGAAAAUAUAUACAUUAAAAUAGCGACACGUUUUAACCCACCCUCUUGUCUAGCAGUCCAGACAUUAGGGCUACGGUGAACUGGGACGGACUCCUAGCCGAGAAUCAAGUGCAUGCUGAAGAGAUGUGUAUCCGGGUAGGCUUUGGCUGCUUUCCUGUUGUUAGAAAUAGAGGCGCUCAAAAACUUCCUUUGGAUCCGAGGGCCAUGGGGAUUCCUCUACCGAAAAAUUGGUGUUUUUCGCCCAGGCCGCAUGGGAAUAGUCUUUGGCACUUCUGGACCCAACAGACUCCAAGGAUCCUUAGAAUCAAGCUACUCCAAUCUCCGUAGCAGGGCCGAAGAAAUCCAUAAUUACUUAAGACCGAAACUGCAAGGAGGAGAUAGAAGGUAUCAGAAGUGUCAUCCAUCAUUGUGGGAAAGACCUCUGGGCUGGAGUCGAAAAGCAGUUGAACCUCUUGUACAGGAGGUCUUUGGUGACUGCGCUGCAAAAUGGCUAACCCUUAGCUUUAAUAGCCUAACCCUACGUUGAAAAUUCAAUAUUUGCUAAAAAUUAAUUUUUCUACAAAUAUAAUAAUGAUUAUUAUUUUAAAUGUUUAGGUUGCAUUUUUAAAAAAAAUUCAAUUUUAUAAAAAUUUAAAAAAAAAUUAAGAGGUGGAGUCAGCCUAAAAAAGCCAAAGAAAAUGCAGAAUAUGACUCUGAUUGGCGCGAAGAAGAAGCAAAAAAAGAAAGAGAUAGAAGCGCCUACGCAGUCGGCACAGAAGAAAACCCUCUUCUAGUCAAAAACGUUGAAAUAUGGGAAAAAUCCAAAUGGUCGAACCUCUUCACGUUCAGUAACGGCCUGACGCUACUUGUCAUAGGCUCCUUUAUUUAUUUAUUUUACGGAAAUCCUGGAGUUAACAUUUUUGAGGCAAAAUCACAUAUAAUUAUUGCAGAAAACAGCCCUUAUACUUUUAACGAUGUAAAAGGGAUUGAUGAGUGCCGAGCUGAGCUAGAAGAAAUCGUACACUACCUUAAACAUAUGGAAAAAUACGAAAAAAUCGGUGCAAAAAUGCCUAAGGGCUUACUUUUAACAGGGAAGCCAGGUGUUGGGAAAACUCUUCUAGCAAAAGCUAUAGCUGGAGAAGCAGGGGUAAAAUUUUUUUACUCCUCAGGCUCAGAUUUUGAAGAAGUCUUUGUUGGCCUCGGCGCUAAAAGGGUUCGUGAAUUAUUUGCAACAGCUAAAAAAAAUGCUCCUUGCAUAGUUUUUAUCGAUGAAAUUGACGCGCUAGCUUCAAGCCGCCGAAACAGAAGCCAGAACUACAACAGACAAAGCUUGAAUCAGCUACUAGUAGAAAUGGAUGGUUUUGACCCGAAUCAAAACAUCUUAGUUAUAGCUGCCACAAACCUGCCUGGAGAGCUAGACGAUGCUUUAAAAAGGGCUGGGAGGUUUGAUAAAGUAAUUGAUGUUCCAUUGCCUGAUAUAAAAGGAAGAGAAGAAAUAUUAGAACUAUAUUUGGCAAAAGUGUUUUACGAUAAAAGUGUGGAUAAAAGCAUUAUUGCAAGAGGAACUGCAGGGAUGACGGGGGCUGAUUUAGCGAAUUUGGUGAAUUUAGCGAUGCUGAAUGCAAUUAAGGAAGGGAGAAAAAUCUGCUCAGCCCAUGAUGUAGAUGUAGCAAGAGACAGGAUUCUGAUGGGAGUGGAAAGAAAGACGAUGGUGCUUACACCUGAAGAAAAAAUGAAUACAGCGCUACAUGAAGUAGGACAUGCACUGGUAGCUGUUUUGUCAGAAGGAGCUGAGCCUCUUCAUAAAAUUACAAUACUCCCCAGAGGCCAUGCACUAGGUGUUACCAUGCAGCUGCCUAAAAAAGAUAUAGCACUUAUAACAAUAUUAAUUUCUCUAGAAAUAAAAGUUAUUUUUAAGCUAAUCGAACAAAAUAAUAUACCUUUAUGGAAAGCCGAAACAAAAUCCUCGCACAAAUUGACGUCGCAAUGGGUGGAAGAGCAGCUGAAGAAUUAUUCUUCGGGAAGCAAAGAAUGACUGAAGGCUGCUCCAGCGACUUAUCAAAUUCUACACAGAUUGCUUACUAUCACGUAAGAGGAGGACUUUUCAACGAAAAAACAGGCCUCGUCGACACUAACGCAUUAAGAAACCAAUGAGGAGGCCGAAGCGAAGGGCUCAAGCAAAGAGACAUGAUCGACAAUGUAGUCAAAGAAAUCCUCGACGACAGCUACAAAAGAGUUCUCGAGAAGCUUCGGACCCAGAAAGACUUGAUUCAGAGAAUUGCCAGCGUUUUAGUUGAAAAAGAAACCUUAACAGGCGAAGAGUUUUCUAAUAUGGUGAAAAAUGGUUCAUAA
This is a messenger RNA of Blepharisma stoltei, 2567 nucleotides long. The record is from the annotation of a GenBank genome assembly. Lineage: Eukaryota; Ciliophora; Heterotrichea; Heterotrichida; Blepharismidae.